ACAAAAUAAUGAAACAAUUUUUGUCAAGAAUGGAGUGGCCUAGUUUUGUGAAAGCUUUGCUGUGGGGUUUACUUGUGUUUCUUCAAUUUCAUCAGCACAGAGGCUGCUUCCAUGAAGAGAGGAUUGCUCUGCUUGAGCUGAAGGCGUUUCUGAAAUCCAAUAUUAUUCAUGCAGAUGUUCUUCCCUCAUGGAUGGACGACGCAAAGAGUGAUUGUUGUAGUUGGGAGAGGGUCACGUGCAACUCCACCAACUCUCACGUCAUCAACCUUUCCCUCUACAACUUAAACCAUGAUCCUUAUUACUAUGAAAAUCGUGAUCACCAUGAAUAUAGUUAUUAUGAGAACCGUUGGUUGCUAAACGUGUCAAUGUUGGUGCCAUUGAAGGAGCUAAAAAGUCUUAAUCUAUCCGCCAAUUCAAUUGGUGGUUGCCUACCAAAUGAAGGAUUUGAGAAGAUGUCGAGCUUAAGGAAUCUGAGAAUUUUAGACCUUGGUUAUAACUACUUCGAUAAUAAUAGUAUUCUACAGUCUUUGGGUGCAGUGACAUCGCUUGAAACUUUGAUUCUUACUCAGAAUAAGUUGCAAGGAUACUUUCCUGCUCAAGAGUUAAUUGCAUUGAGAAACUUGAACAAGCUAGAUAUAAGCUGGAAUUACUAUAAUGGUUCCCUACCACUGCAAGGUUUUGAAAGGCUAGCACUACUUCCAAAGUUGGAGAUAUUGAACCUUGGUUCUAAUUCCUUUGAUUGGAGCAUUAUACCAUCUCUAAGUGGACUUGCGUCUCUUAACACAUUGAGUCUUGGAGGAAAUCAUUUGGGAAGGUGCAAUACAACUACAGGUUUUGAAAGCUUGUCAAGAUUGGCGAACCUGGAGACCUUAGAUCUUAGUGACAACUAUUUAAACAGAAGCAUCAUAGAAUCAUUGCCUGCAAUCAAAUCCCUUAAGAAUCUGAAUCUUCAAUGGAACGAAAUAAGAGGAUCUUUUCCAAUCAAAGGAAUAUCGGCUUUUGAAAACUUGGAGAAGUUGGAUUUAAGUCAUAAUUGGCUCAAUAGCUCUCUGAGAAUCCAAGGUUCGGAAAGCUUGUCAAGAUUGGAGAAUUUAGAAACCUUAUAUCUUAGUUUCAACCAUUUCGACAAAAGCAUCAUUGAAUCAUUGAGCGCAGUCAAAUCCCUUAAGAAUUUGAAUCUUGCUUCGAAUUAUAUGGAAGGAUCCUUUCCUGCCAAAGAAUUAUCAGCGUUUGAAAACUUGGAGAAGUUGGAUUUAGGUGGUAAUGGGCUCAAUAGCUCCCUGACAAUCCAAGGUAAUGAGAGGGAGAGACACACACUCAAGUUUUAA
Molecule: messenger RNA, 1328 nt
Organism: Corylus avellana
Lineage: Eukaryota; Viridiplantae; Streptophyta; Magnoliopsida; Fagales; Betulaceae
Source: RefSeq, a predicted model, not a curated record